AUGAGUGCGGGCUCCGGCUGCAAGCCCUGCAGGAAGCGAGCCCGUUGCGGCGCCCCGAAAUCGCCGCCGCCCGCAGUCUCAGAUCCCCUGAGCCAUCCCGCAGGAAAGAGGCAGGUCUCGUCCUCCCGGGGCGACCCCGGGCAGCCCACCCUGUGCCCUCUCUGGCAGAGGACGCCGCCGUCGUCCCCAUCCACUGGUUCUCCAGGGCCAGCAGUGCCCCGGCCACACAGCGUCGACUCGGGCGGCAAAUUGGGGAACAAAGUUUUCAAACAAAAGACAAUUACCAGUUGGGUGGACACUAAAGGAUUCAAGACAAGAUUAAAAAGUUUACAGAGUAAAGAUACCAUCAUAGCAGCAGGAUCUAAAAUGAGUUCUGUACAGAAAGAUAACCUUUUCCAACAUAACAUGGAGAAGUUAGAAAAUGUUUCUCAGCUGAGCCACCCUAACUCAUCUCUAGAUAAAAGUACAAAGCAUUUCAACCAUCCUCUUACUUCCAGUACCUGUAAUUGGCAAAGUGAAGGAAAACAAAAGGAGCUUUUGGAAACCGAACCCCAGGAAGUAACCCUUGUAGCAGAUCAAUUCAGAAAUGCUAAUGUGGAUCAAUCACCCCAAAGUGAUGAUCAUCACAUAGAUUGUGAAGAAAAUAGAGACAAUAGGCAGCUCUUAUUGACACCUGUAAAGAUAGCAAAUUCCAAGCAGCCUAUGAAAGAUGCACAACCAACAGAGGCUUCAGACAACUUGCAGCAAAGUAAGUGUUGCCAGCCUGAUGACUCUAUUGUAGCUAGUCAACAGGAGGAUGUAGAUGUUGUUCCAGAGAGUCCACUGUCAGAUGUUUGUUGUGGUGACCUUAUAACUGAUCAGAAGAAUAUUGGGAAGAUGAGUGGACAAGAAAGUCCUGCAGAGUCUCCUCUUUUUGAGAAAGAAAGUGAACCAGAGUCCCCAAUGGAUGUUGAUAAUUCUAAGAAUAGCUGUCAGAAUUCUGAAGCAGAUGAAGAAACAAGCCCAUGUUUUGAUGAACAAGAAGAUGGUGAUUCCUCUAAAGCAGCAAAUAAGUCAUCCAAGUUUCAAGCAGUGGAAACUAAAACAGAAUGUAGAAAACAGCAGUCUAGUAGAGCAUGUGAAGAUAAUGGAGCCAGACUUCAGUUUGAAAGAGAAGAGAGUCCCCCAGUGGAGGACAAUUUAUACGCCAAAUCUCCUACCAUCCCUGGUCUGAAUGUGGAAUGCAAAGGUCCCAAGCAACCUGGGAGAAAGGAUUCUAAAAUAACAGAUCACUUCAUGAGAAUGCCCCGAGGAGAGGACAAAAGAAAAGAACAAUGUGAACUCAAACACCAAAGACCAGACAGGAAGAUCCCCAAGUACAUUCCACCUCAGGUUUCCCCAGAUAAGAAAUGGCUUGGAACUCCUAUUGAGGAAUUGAGAAGAAUGCCUUUGUGUGGAGUUCGUCUUCCUCACCUGAGACACUCUGUCAAUCAUACAGUAACUGUUCGGGUAGAUCUUUUGAAAGCUGGAGAAGUUCCUAAACCUUUUCCAACACAUUAUAGGGAUAUAUGGGAUAAUAAGCAUGUCAAAAUGCCUUGCUCAGAACAAAAUUUGUACCCUGUUGAAGAUGAGAAUGGCGAACGAACAGCAGGCAGUCGCUGGGAACUCAUUCAGACAGCACUCCUUAACAAGUUCAGCCGUCCACAGAACCUGAAGGAUGCUAUAUUGAAAUACAAUGUUGCAUAUGCUAAGAAAUGGGACUUUACAGCUUUGGUCGACUUCUGGGAUAAGGUCCUUGAAGAGGCAGAGGCCCAGCACUUAUGUCAGUCCAUCCUGCCUGAUAUGGUGAAAUUAGCCCUUUGUCUGCCAGAUAUUUGCACAAAGCCAAUACCUCUACUGAAACAGAAGAUGAAUCACUCCAUCACCAUGUCACAAGAGCAGAUUGCUAGUCUUUUAGCUAAUGCUUUCUUUUGCACAUUUCCACGCCGAAAUGCUAAGAUGAAAUCUGAGUAUUCUAGUUACCCAGACAUUAACUUCAACAGAUUGUUUGAAGGAAGAUCGUCAAGGAAGCCUGAGAAGCUUAAAACUCUCUUCUGCUACUUUAGAAAAGUCACAGAGAAAAAACCUACUGGCUUGGUGACAUUUACAAGACAGAGUCUUCAAGAUUUUCCAGAAUGGGAAAGGUGUGAAAAAAAAUUAACUCGGUUGUACGUAACUUAUGAAGGUACCAUAGAAGGAAAUGGACAAGGCAUGCUGCAGGUGGACUUUGCCAAUCGCUUUGUUGGAGGGGGUGUAACCAGUGCAGGGCUGGUUCAGGAAGAAAUCAGAUUUUUAAUCAACCCUGAAUUGAUUGUAUCACGACUCAUCACCGAGGUGCUGGAUCACAAUGAAUGUCUUAUCAUCACAGGUACUGAACAGUACAGUGAAUACAUAGGCUAUGCAGAAACAUACCGUUGGGCCCGAAGCCAUGAUGAUAAGAGUGAAAGGGAUGACUGGCAGAGGCGCUGCACGGAGAUCGUCGCUAUUGAUGCACUUCACUUCAGACGCUACCUCGAUCAGUUUGUGCCUGAGAAAAUCCGACGGGAGCUUAACAAGGCUUACUGUGGUUUCUUUCGACCAGGAGUUUCUUCUGAGAAUCUUUCAGCAGUGGCUACAGGAAACUGGGGAUGUGGUGCCUUUGGGGGUGAUUCUAGAUUAAAAGCCUUAAUACAAAUACUGGCGGCGGCUGCAGCUGAGCGAGAUGUGGCUUAUUUUACCUUUGGGGAUUCCGAGUUGAUGAGAGACAUUUAUAGCAUGCACACCUUCCUCACCGAAAGGGGACAGACUGUUGGACAAGUUUAUAAGCUGCUGCUCCGAUAUUACAAUGAAGAAUGCAAAAGCUGCUCGAGCUCAGGACCAGAUGUUAAGCUUUAUCCUUUCAUAUAUAGCAUCAUUGACUCCUAUGCAGAGACCACUGACCACAAUGGAAAAAGGACAGGAUUCCGUGGAUUGGAAUGAGUGAGACUCCUCAGUCAGCGUGGAUUCUUUCUUCCUCGAUUCGCCCCUAUUAUCGCCCCCACCAAUAUGCUGUUUGAAUUUCUGGGUGUAUUAUAUGAACUGGCUUAACUUAAUAUAAUUGUGUAUAUAAUCUUGCAUUUGUAAUCCCGUAUACUGUCUCAUUUUGGAGAGAUGGGAUUUUUCAGGUUGUCCAUUUAAACCACAUCCAUCUUGAUUUAGAAUAGGUAUGACUAGAUUUAAUUUUAUUUCAAUUUUUUCUUAUUCAUCAACGUAUUUCAGACUAUAUUCUUUAGACUCCAUAGUCCAUCAGGUUUCUUUUUGAAAAUCUAUAAAAGGUUAUUCUUAA
Messenger RNA from Gracilinanus agilis (Agile Gracile Mouse Opossum), 3322 nucleotides. RefSeq names its product poly(ADP-ribose) glycohydrolase (gene PARG). Lineage: Eukaryota; Metazoa; Chordata; Mammalia; Didelphimorphia; Didelphidae. The record is from RefSeq and is a predicted model, not a curated record. Gene Ontology annotation, molecular function: poly(ADP-ribose) glycohydrolase activity. The coding region runs from base 1 to 2976 and encodes 991 amino acids. The transcript is spliced from 18 exons. Gene Ontology annotation, biological process: ATP generation from poly-ADP-D-ribose; regulation of DNA repair; carbohydrate metabolic process. Gene Ontology annotation, cellular component: nucleus; cytoplasm.